Molecule: messenger RNA, 1477 nt
Organism: Arachis ipaensis
Lineage: Eukaryota; Viridiplantae; Streptophyta; Magnoliopsida; Fabales; Fabaceae
Source: RefSeq, a predicted model, not a curated record
AGAAACAGAUAGUAAUAAAUGAAAGUGAUGUUUUUGGCUUGGUUUUGAACACCCCACCCUCAAAGGGUCACUUUUCACUCCUGCCUUCCUCUGUUCUUGACAACCUCAUAAUUUACCGAUUUCAAAGAUUUAAAACUAACAUGCAUUAAAAGACAAGAAUGAAAUGCCUCAUAAGCUGCUUGAGAUUAAAAAUCAGAAAAAACAACUAUGGAUCAUGACUAUUUGUAUAAUUUUUUGUUUGCUUGUUGGUGUCAGGAGUUUAAGAUGGCUCGGAAAGGCCGUUACACGAAAAAAUUAAAAUUGGGACUAGGAUUUCAGCAACCUCAAACGGGAGCGACAGUGGCUUUGGCUUCCCACCAUGAUGACUCUCAAAUUCCCUCGACCAAUGGUGAUAGUGUCCCCGCAACUUCACGCCCGUUCCAUCCACUGCGAAGUGAACCAAUGCCUACUCCACAGACGAGUACAAAUAGUUCCCAGAACUCGCUAUCAGGCCAUGUAAACUUGGACGCUAACUCAAAUGAGGUAGAUUCUCUUGAUGAAGAAGUUGACGACCUCUUUGAUGCUUCUGGAGCUCAGAGUCGUAGAGGACACAAGACUACAGAAUUUUGAAUGAUUAAGAUCAUUAAUUCCGACGGCACAAUCAAGCCCGCAAAAUUAAGCGUGAGGGAGGCUAUGGAACGGCCUAACGGUAGAAGGAUCGUGCUCAAGUUCAACAACGAAAAGCAACCGAUUGGAGACAAAGUUGGACUGUUGAGUGGCGUGCUUGGACUGCUGGGAUCUAACUAUGAAAAAUUUUCUAUCUGUGAGGAAAGUGGGCGUAAGAUUACCACUAAAGACAAGGUUUAUAACGAAUGUGUCAAGCAACUUUUUCACUUUGAUGAAGAGAGCGAAGGAAUUAUCAAGAAAAAUAUUUUGAAAAUAAUGGGAAAAUCUUGGAAGGAAACAAGGCUGAGGUUGUAUAAUGCUUUUUACGAGCCAACAUUCACGACUGAACAAAAUGUUGAGCAUCGUCCAUCGAGAAUUGAUCGAGAGCAUUGGAGAUAGUUCCUUGACUAUCGCACCAAAGCUGAGACGAAGGUAAUCUAGUAUAUCAUUGGUACGCAACAAUACAAUUUAUGUUGCAUUGAGUCUUUUUAAAUUAUUUUCUAAUCGCCCUUUGUCUCUGAUGGACCAAUAGGAGAAGUGCAGGAAAAACGCAAAAGAAACAGUUAGGGUAGAAUUGUUGGAAAUUUAGCUUUACUGAAUGGUUUACUCCCCUAUGUCAAAAUGGACCAAAAGAACUUUACAAUUUUCAAUUCAGCUUACUUGUAAUUAUUGUUGGAAAUUCACCUCAAAUGUUUCUAGACAGUUUCAAUUUCAAUGUAAUUUAGAAACAGUUAGGGUAGAAUUGAAAUAAUUCAGUUUCACUUAUCCCUUAUUUCUUUUUAUAGUGGUUGGCAUCCUAUGAAACAGAUACUUUAUUUUGGUUGUUUAAUGU